Molecule: messenger RNA, 210 nt
Organism: Brenthis ino (lesser marbled fritillary)
Lineage: Eukaryota; Metazoa; Arthropoda; Insecta; Lepidoptera; Nymphalidae
Source: the annotation of a GenBank genome assembly
AUGACCAGGUUGGCGUUGUUUACAACCUUCGAGCUUCACUACGAGCUUAUGACGGGGCCUCGAGUUCACUUCACAAAUAUGCAAGUGUUACGUGCAAGUCGCAAUUUGCACGUCAUGCGAGCCCUCACGCCGGCGAGCGGCGAACGCGAGCAGUUGGGUCGCCAUUACGUGCGCGCCCGCGCUACGCCUCCAGUACAAACUUCCUUUAAU